Fusarium verticillioides 7600 is the source of this 4243-nucleotide messenger RNA. RefSeq lists its product as hypothetical. Lineage: Eukaryota; Fungi; Ascomycota; Sordariomycetes; Hypocreales; Nectriaceae. The transcript has 3 exons. The record is from RefSeq and is a predicted model, not a curated record. Gene Ontology annotation, molecular function: metal ion binding. Bases 244 to 3324 code for a protein of 1026 amino acids.
AAAAGAAGAAAUCACGGUGUUGACUGUUAUGACCCAUUACGAACUCUCGAUUUCGAACUGCAACUUUCACUGCUCGGGGUUUGCAUAUUGAGAUCACAACGAAUAAAUUGACCCUUGUCCCGACUCAUUCACCCCGAAAAGCUCUAACGCUUAACCAUAAGUCUGAAUUAGCAUCUGAUUUUCUCGCCGACGCGAUCGGGCACGCCAUCUUUGCUUUGCGAAAACUUGGAAUUAUCAUCACAAAUGAGCCGGUACGUGUAUGGCCAUGCGGCCCAGGGCUACCAAACCUCGCAGCCCUACGCGUACUCAGCAAACGAACCAUAUAAUCCUACUUUUUAUCACAACGACGCAGCUGCGACUCAACCGACUCACGGCCAGGGAGUUGCAGAAGCGUAUGAGUAUAAUCAGACUGCCAUUCCAGGUUUAGGAAUGAGAUAUUCGCAGGACACUGCGAACUGGCAACCAACAUUACCUCAGAAAAUUCCCGAUGUUCAGAUAGACUCGACUGGUGCCAUGACAACGGGUGUGACCACAAAACCCGAUUACAACAACGCAUCCAGCCAUUCGAUAACAUACAACUCGUGGUCGACUAUGGCAAUGGAUGUGGAUACAAUGGAAGACGGUGAGCUCAGUGAAGGCGAACUUGAAGAUAUAUAUGAACCCAACGGGAUAGAUGGUCCCGCUGCCGAAAAUAAUGGCCCCCAGCCGCCAGGUUCUACAGCUGCCAAGCAACACAUGACCGAGAACCUGCGAAACAACCACGAUGGCGAGAAACGCGCUUCGAACUCAAAGCAGCCCGGUCGCGAACGUUCCGGCUCGUACUCGCCGUACCUCUCUCCCCGUGAAAUAGAAUCCAACGGCUCGGAAAACGCCAGGUCAAACACGCAUAACUCAAGCAUUGCUAAUGGCCUUGCAAUGACGGAAUCAGGAACAGCCAUGAAGACUACAAAUGCUAAUGGAGGCGAGUACAGCUCAAGCCCAAGGCCUGGCACAAGCCAUAUAGAUGCAAUUAUCUCGGAAUAUAAGAAAAGGGCUGAAAAGGCUAUUUUACACCUCUGGCCACUCAAUGUUCGAUAUCACAACUAUAUCGAAGAAGGAAUUGAUCGGGCACUGCUGGAUGACCUUUUUGGGGAAAUGGGCCUCGACUUGGAGGCCAAUACCGAAAUCCAAGGAGAAGCAAAACGCCCGUCGAUGGCAAAAGUUGCUGAAGUACCAAGUAAUGCCCUUGGUCAAGAGAGUGCUUCAACGGCAACAAGCACGGCCGCCGCUGGGCUUAAGGGCGUGGAGCAGACGAAAGACAAGUCAGAAGAACGGAAAGACCGCAUUGCUCGUUUAUUGGCUGCCAAAGGCUCCAAAGCAACCGCUGGAGACACUGAUAUCGCUAAGCCUUCACAUCCGAUGUCAUUAUUGCCAAGCAACGCGAAAACAGACAAGACUAAGAGUCAAUCGGAGAAGUCGAGGCUGAUCCAGCAAAAGAUGGAGGCAUUAAUAAAAGCACGGGAGGCAAACGCGAAGGCGGCACCCAAAGCUCAUACACCCUCAGAGCCUCACUUACCUCCGCCAGUAACUGAAACCAGCAGGUCGCAAAGUCUUGCGCGUGCUGAUUCUGUGAAUAUUGAUGAGCAAACAGAAGCCAACGCUGACAUUACGGAUCCAGCAACUGCACCUUCUAUUCCUGGCUUAUUCCUGUCGUCAAACGCACCAUCUCCUGUUCCUCAUCAGCGCAAACGACCUGUUGCAGCGGAGUUGAACGAGAACUCCACGGCCAUUUCCCACAAGCGCCCGUUUGGCCAGACUCGAGAGUCUCGUCCAUUCCUAAUCGAUGUGAGCGACGAUGAAGACGACGCUGAGAUGGAAAUUGAUUCUCCUGAGUUACGGCCUUCGUCAAUACAGCAGCCUAUGACGCCCGGUCCAAGAACAGCGUCUUUCCGUGACCAUCCAGCUCUGCCAGACAGUGCGUCACAUCGUGCUGCAUCCAGUCCAAAGACUGCAGGGACUCCCGCCACAAAUGCUAAUAGCAUGUAUGAUCUGAAGAGUAUGAACAAAAAGAUUGAGGAUAUGAAACGAAAAAUUGCCGAGGCCGAGGCUCGUAAGAAGGCCAAACAGUCCGGCAAUAAUUCACCUUUGCCUCAGUCUGGAUCGCCUUCAAAAGAGGGUAGCGUCGACAUUCCGACCCCGCCAGCACCUGCUGUAAGGCGUGCUCUAUCGACAAAUGCUGAAAUGGCUCAAGGUAGCCCGGCGUCAAGUGUGCACAAUUCUCCACACGCUAUUACCAAGUUGCCUAAAGCAAGAGACCAAUCAGUGACAGCAAGAUCUUCGCUGCGCGCUCGAGUUGCCAGCGAACGCCUGUCUAUUGUUGAGGCUCGGCGAAAGGCACAAGCCGAGCAACUCAAGCAUCUAUACUCCGAAGCCGCUAGACUCGAGAACGAGAUUCAGAAGAGCUUGGCUGAAGAAGAGCGGUUGAAGGAAGAUGCUGCAGAAAAUGAGUUGAACCCGUCAACGCCGAACGAGUCUGAGCUGGAGAAUUUCCAGAGGGACGGCUUAGAUAUGGCGACAAAUGCUCGGAGUGCCUCUCUAGAGACAAACUCGAAAGAAACAUUAACUAAACUUGCAGAGAACGAAAAAGUGAAACUCUCUUGCGAUGAGGUUGAGCCAGACGCCUCGAUGGACGAAGCCUCGAGCAUUGAGCCGACUCUUGACAAGGAAAUGAUAGACGAACCUCCUCAAGGUGAACUGCAAGAGCUUGAGGAUCGUAGGACAAAAGAGGCUGCUGUACCCGGUAGCCUCUCUGCAUUGGCGACAAGAUCUUCCACCACACACGAUACAGCCGGCACAUCUGGCGAUCCUGCCAUGAAUGGAGCUGAAGAGGCCGAAGAAGAUGUGGCAAUGGAAGAGGACGAUACUUCGAGCGAGGAGGAAGAUACCGAUGACUACGAGCCAACGCAUGUCGGCGUUCGUCUACCAGACCCGCAGUCCCCUGUUUCCCGGCAUUCUUCGCCCCCUCAUGCACCACUCGAUCAUGGAGUGCUGGAAACAAGUGAUACUGACAUGCAGGGCAUGGCAUCAACAACUCCAAUCAAUCAACCGAUCUCACUCGGGGAUGGAGAUACGGAAUCUGAAACGCAUCGAGAAGUAGACAAACUUGGUCUGUUCUGGGUUGCAAAGCUAACUCCUUACAGGCUGAGGUCCAAAAGGCACCGCGAGUUGGUGAGAAAAUCGACAAAACCACAUUCGUCCCAUAUGAGACGCCCCUUCAAUACUUUAGGGCUUAUCGCUUUCAUCCUCAGUACAGCGGCUCGGUGGCCGGGGGGUUACGCUCUUUGACCUACAGCAAUAAGAUCGACGUAGCAAGGGAAGUAUGCCCUGAUCAGCUUAUUGAAGGAGCUUGCCGUAAAGGCAGCGAGUGCCAAUUCCAGCAUUUCGAAAACAUGCAGGUUCCGGGUACGUGCCAUCAUGAUCCACGAACACACAACCAUAAACAAGCGAGGGCGCAUGCCAGUGGAGGGAACGCUAACAUGCCGAGCGGCAAUAGAUGAUCAAAUUCUCCUUCAACUUGGUGCUUAUGGCAACUGCGAGGCAGAUCAACAUGAUCAGUACGUUGAAGGACUUCGCAAAUUGCUUACAGACUUUCGCGAACGCAAGGUGAAGGAUUUCGAUGCCAUCAGCAACGGUAUUAUCGAGUAUCGCGCGAAGUUUCUCGGCGACAAAACGAAAAUUCUACCAUUGGGUGCUGUCACCCUUUGAAGAUGACUCGAAGUUUGCCCUGUCCUUUUGAGACAAUAACACUGGCAAUGGUUCUUGUCAGAGUGCUAAUUCGACCACCAUUGCACACUCGGUGGAUCGAUGAUACUCAAGACAUGACUUUACACAAUGAAGCGUAGUGCUUACGCGACUGCGCCAUCAUGCAGCUCGUUUCGUUCUGAAACUGAUAUCCGUAUUUGACUCUCCAAAAGAUCCGUUCAGCUUACUAGAAAGUCAUGGGUUGCAUCUGAGUGCCUCCCAGCAUGAUUGAUUUGCUGUGAUGGGCAAGAUGCAGCUGAAGCGAUACAGAAAGAUAAGAAAGACCUCGACAGGAAAACAAAGAGUAACAUGCUGUAUUUUAAAGAGGAGGUAGACGCGUUAUCGGAGUACAAUAGGUACAGUCGACAAGAGUAAAUGGAUUGCAUCCGUAUGAGAUGACCAAAAUAGCGGGCUGGAGGGUAAUUCAUUAUUAUUUGAUAAAUUUAAUUGAUUUCAAACACAA